Strongylus vulgaris is the source of this 558-nucleotide messenger RNA. The record is from the annotation of a GenBank genome assembly. Lineage: Eukaryota; Metazoa; Nematoda; Chromadorea; Rhabditida; Strongylidae.
GCCCUCUUUCCAUUCACAUUACGCCACGUUUGUCUCACUGGAAUUGUCCUUUCCGCUGCCGUGAUGGACGCUCUUGUAACUCUUACAAAUCUUCGCCACCUCGAAUUGAUGGGCAGCGUUAUCGACACGCAGCUUGCGGCCGAAUAUGUAGACAAACUCGGUGAAAUGUCGAACUUGGAUGAGCUUAGCGUGCCACCUUCAAUGUUUUCCUUUUCUAUGAAGGAUGAAAACAACAAACCCCUAAACAUGAGAAAACUACAUUUAUCGAAAAUUUCCAUCUUUAUGGAAUGCUUUGAUGAGAACAAUUUCUUUGAUUGUAUCGAAACUAUAAUGCCAAGAAAACUCGAAGCCCUUACACUAUAUGGAAAUUUCUAUCAACUCAAGCGCUCGAAGAAAUAUGGUCAAUGGCGAAAGUUUGAGAUACUAUUUGGCUCGAUGACUCCUCAAGUACGCACGCCCUGGUGGCUAAAAGAUGACAGCAUACUUAUGUCACACUUAGUACGCUGUGCACCUUAUAAAAUCGCGGACGAUUUUCGACCUUUAAGGAGUACGGUAUGA